AUGAGACACCAAUGCGGUCGAAUAACUCCUGAAGGGGAGUUCCUCAUCAUCGAGGGCCGCAACGCCCAGAGGGGGGAGUUGCCCUGGCACACCGGGAUCUACUCCAAAGUGACCACGCCGUAUAUGCAGAUAUGCGGCGGCUCUCUGGUCAGCACCAACGUCGUUAUAUCAGCCGCCCAUUGCUUCUGGCAAGGCCAGCUUAGACAGCCGGCGUCUAACUACGCGGUCGCCGUCGGCAAACUGUACCGGCCUUGGAACAACCCGCGAGACACCGACGCCCAGAAGAGUGACGUGAGCGAGAUCAAGAUACCGGCCCGGUACCAGGGCUCCGACUCCAACUUCCAAGAGGACAUCGCUCUGGUAGUGCUAACGACCACGAUAGAGUACAGGACCUACGUGAGGCCGGUCUGCCUCGACUUCGACGUGAACUUCGAUAGGCGACAACUGCGCGAGGGGAACAUUGGCAAGGUCGCCGGCUGGGGCCUGACCGCGGAGAACGGCGAGGCCUCGCAGGUGCUCAAGGUGGUCGACCUCCCGUACGUGAAGAUCGAGACCUGCAUCGCCCAGUCGCCGCCCGGCUUCAGAGAGUACAUCACCAGCGACAAGAUCUGCGCUGGCUACGGGAACGGCACGGCGCUGUGCAAGGGCGACAGCGGCGGCGGGCUCGCCUUCCCCGAGUCAGACCGCGGCACGCAGCGCUACUACCUGCGCGGCAUCGUCUCCACGGCCCCCAGGAAUGAGAACCUCUGCAACGCGCACACGCUCACCAGCUUCACCCAGGUGACGAAGCACGAGCACUUCAUCAAGGAGGCGCUGUUCAUCGAG
Messenger RNA from Iphiclides podalirius (scarce swallowtail), 825 nucleotides. The record is from the annotation of a GenBank genome assembly. Lineage: Eukaryota; Metazoa; Arthropoda; Insecta; Lepidoptera; Papilionidae.